CUUUAGUUUGGUCUUUAUAGCGGGCACUGCGCAGCUAGUGUAGGAAUUUCCUGAUUCUAAUAACAGCUAUGACAGCGUUAAGCUGAUAUUUCACAACAUUUCAAUUUUGAGACUGCAAGUGUUUGAAGUCAUCACUAGUGAAGAAGAAUCAAAAUGUCUAAGAAUUCCAAUGACAGUAUUUAUCGCAUCCCCCCUUAUUAUUAUCUCCAUGUCCUUGACCAGAAUCUCAAUGUCACCCGACUGGAGAUUGGGCCCCAGACCUUCAUCAGACAGGACAAUGAAAGGGUGGUAUAUGGCCCAGAAAAGAUGAUCACAGUGCCCCCAAGGCACUACUGCAUCAUUGAAAAUCCAGUCGUGAAAGACAAAGAAGGAAAAGUGUUAUUUGAUGAAAGUGGUCAGUCCAAGCUUAGUCAUGCUGACCUGGAGAUCCGUCUUUCCCAGGAGCCAUUCCCUCUAUACCCUGGAGAAGUCCUAAAACAGGUUGUGACCCCACUGAAGGUCAUUCCAGCCAACUCUGCUCUGAGGUUGAGGGCGGUGCUGGAUUUUGAGGAUGACUCUGGGGAGAAGCGGGUGGCUGGAGAUGAAUGGCUGUUUGAGGGACCAGGGACCUACAUCCCACAAAAGGAAGUGGUUAUUGAGGAGACGAUUCGAGCUACAGUAAUUCGCCCAAAUCAGGCCAUCCGUCUCCGUGCAAGGAAGGAGACCAUUGACAGAGAGGGAAAGGCUCGAGUUACUGGGGAGGAGUGGAUUCAUAAGAAAACAGGAGCGUACCUUCCCGGUGCAUAUGAAGAAGUGGUGGACAUUGUCAAUGCCUACGUUCUUACAGAGAAGAAAGCUUUACACAUGAAAUCCUUGAGGACAUUCAAAGAUGGGUUUGGAAUUGUAAGGAAGAAUGGAGAGGAAUGGUUGAUCACAAUGAAGGACAAUGAGACCCAUAUCCCUGGAGUUUACGAGGAGGUUGUUGGAGUGGUAAACAUCACAACCUUGACCUCCAGACAAUACUGUGUCAUCCUUGACCCCUGUGAUGAGUCAGGUCAUCCCCAGCUGGGUCGCAAAAAGCUUGUCAAGGGAGAGCGAUCUUUCUUUUUGCUGCCUGGAGAACGGCUGAUGAAGGGAAUACAGAAUGUCUACGUUCUUGGAGAAGACGAGGGCCUUAUCCUCAGAGCCACAGAGUCGUUCAAAGAUGAAGACACGAGCGAAGAACUUCGUCCAGGAGAUAGGUGGAUGAUUCGUGGCCCCAAGGAGUAUGUCCCUCCAGUAGAAGUGGAAGUUCUGAUUAAGAGGGUAGCCAUUCCUCUGGAUGAAAAUGAGGGUAUCUAUGUGCGAGACGUCAAGACAGGAAAGGUGCGUGCUGUCAGAGGAGAAACCUACAUGCUGAGUCAUGAUGAGGAACUCUGGGAAAAAGAGCUCCCUCCUGCGGUGGAGACUUUGCUUCUGGCUGGCAAAGACCCAUUGGCUGACCGUUCGGACCGUUCCAAAGGUGCAGAGAAGUCCGAGAAACGGGACAAGACCAGGGUUGUCACUUUCAGAGUCCCACACAAUGCAGCUGUCCAAAUCUAUGAUUACAAAGAGAAAAAAGCCAGAGUGAUCUUUGGACCUGAGCUGGUUAUGCUUGGUCCAGAUGAACAGUUCACACAGCUCUCCCUGUCUGGUGGUAAACCAAAGAAACAAAAUGUCAUCAAAUCUCUGUGUCUCCUUCUGGGCCCCGACUUCUGCACAGACAUCAUCACCGUGGAAACUGCUGAUCACGCCAGGCUCUCACUCCAACUGUCCUACAACUGGCACUUCGAUAUCAAGGACAAAAAGGAUGUGGUAGAGGCUGCCAAGAUCUUCAGUGUCCCAGACUUUGUGGGAGAUGCUUGCAAAGCCAUUGCCUCCAGGGUCAGAGGGGCUGUUGCUCAAGUACAGUUUGACGAUUUCCACAAGAACUCAGCAAGAAUUAUCAGAUCCUCUGUUUUUGGAUUUGAUGACAAGGAUAGGGUUCGGGAACAAUUUAAAUUCCCCCAGAAUAAUCUGUGUAUCACCAGCAUUGACAUUCAGUCCGUGGAACCUGUGGACCAGAGGACCAGGGAUUCAUUGAUGAAAUCUGUCCAGUUGGCCAUUGAAAUCACAACCAACUCUCAGGAGGCUGCUGCCCGCCAUGAGGCCGAACGUCUGGAACAAGAGGCCAAAGGUCGUCUGGAGCGUCAAAAGAUCUCAGAUGAAGCAGAGGCUGAGAAGGCAAGAAAAGAAUUGUUGGAGCUGCAGGCUAACAGUGCUGCAGUGGAGAGCACUGGUCAGGCUAAAGCUGAGGCCCAGAGUCGAGCUGAAGCUGCCAAGAUUGAGGGUGAAGCUGCUGUUGAACAAGCCAAACUCAAAGCCCAGGCCUCGAAAAUUGAAGCCGAAUCUGAACUUGAGAGACUUACAAGUGCCAGGGAGGCUGAGCUCAAAUUUCUCCGCGAACAGAACGAAAUGGAGCUCAGCAAAAGCCGAGAAAUUGCUGAAAUUGAGACCUCCAAAUUCAAGAGUCAAGUGGAUGCCAUUGGAGCUUCCACACUCCAAGCCAUUGCUACUGCUGGGCCAGAGAUGCAGGUACGUCUCCUGUCUGCUCUGGGCCUCAAGUCCACACUUAUUACCGAUGGGAACAGUCCAAUCAAUCUCUUCAAUACCGCCAAUGGUAUCAUAGGGGGAAUGGUUCCUGCCAAAAGAUCCCGAAGAUCCGCUCCAGAGUCUGAUGACGACGAUUAGAAGUUGACAUUGUGUUGACAGCUUAAGAGUGCAAUUUUUUAUUUGUGUGUAUGACAUGUGCUUAUUGUGUUUAGACAUGAAAAUUUAACAUAUAUAAUUAUCCCUGAUGAGAAUGAAAAGGUAACAUAUCAAGGCAGCAGGGUUGGAGAUAUGCCUGUGUUUGACAAAGUAUAUGCAUGGUAUCCAUGAAAGCAAUUUGUUUAUGUUUCUAUAUCUAUUUAAACCAGUACAUGUAUAUCCCUUUGAACUGUGAUAUCAAUUGUUCAUGUAGAUACCAGGACUUGGACAACAAAUAUUUUGUAAAAUAAACACUGACCUUGUACAUUUAGAAAGUGCAACGUGUUUGGUACUCUCUGCACAUCUUGGAGUCAUGGUUUAAACAUAGUUUAAUUAAUGCACUUUUUGGACAUGUUGUUACUAGUUUUGUAUCCACUUUUUUCUGUUGAAUAUAGUUUACACUUGUUCUAUUUUCCGUUGUAGUUUCUAAUAUUUAAUUUUGUAUUUGAUUUAAGUUCAUUUCUAAUAUAAUAAAAGAUAAUGCAAAAAUAA
Molecule: messenger RNA, 3276 nt
Organism: Magallana angulata
Lineage: Eukaryota; Metazoa; Mollusca; Bivalvia; Ostreida; Ostreidae
Product: major vault protein-like
Exons: 11
Coding region: 154-2727 (857 amino acids)
Cellular component (GO): nucleus; cytoplasm
Source: RefSeq, a predicted model, not a curated record